Trachymyrmex cornetzi is the source of this 1017-nucleotide messenger RNA. RefSeq lists its product as uncharacterized. NCBI's taxonomy places the organism in Eukaryota, Metazoa, Arthropoda, Insecta, Hymenoptera, Formicidae. Gene Ontology annotation, biological process: multicellular organismal reproductive process. The record is from RefSeq and is a predicted model, not a curated record. The coding region runs from base 117 to 854 and encodes 245 amino acids. The transcript has 3 exons.
CAUCAGCUCACAUAGAUUAGUGUAGAUCAAUCAUAAUAUGUAUUUGCCAUAAAGUUAUUCUUUAAUAAGUAAAUUUAAAAAAAUUGACAUUUCUUAAUUUUUUUGAUAUUUGGAAAAUGUUUUUAGAUAUUUGGAAAGUCUUUGUUUUUGUAGUUACAACAACAUAUAUUACAGCGGAAAUACCUUCCUACAUUCAUGUCUGUGGCCGCAAGGAUCUCAACUACGAUCAAUGCAUUGCAGAAAACAUAAAAAAUGUGAAAGAUAAGAUUUGCACAGGAUUUUCAGAAUUUAACAUUCCACCAAAUGAGCCAUUGAUGUUUGAUAAAAUAGUUAUUUUUGAUACAAAUGAUCUUAAACUUUAUCUUAAAGAUACGAAUAUAUAUGGAUUUUGUGAUCUUGUUGUAAAUUCCGUUCAAGCAGACUCUGAAAGACUCCACUUCGAUGUUGAGGUUUUAUUUCGGCACCUUUACCUGAACACUACGUAUGAUUUUGAUAUACGUUUGCUGGUGCAUGUUGCGAAUAAGGGACGGAUUGAGUCUGUUACAGAAAACGUAAGAAUGAAGACAGGAAUAGAUUUAAAAACGAUAACCAAAAAUGGCAAGAAACAUAUAUUUAGUUCGAAAGUAAACAGCGUUCUCCACAUAAAAUCAUUUACAUAUAAGUUUAAUGACGACAGCAAAGAAUUAACUCAAUUGCAUACAAUUUUGAACGAUGUCAUACUCAACAAUGAAAAAGAAGUUAUUUAUGCUAUGCAAUCAGUAAUAGAAGAGAAAGUUUCCAAAAUAAUAAUAUCAAUUUUCAACAAUAUAGCCCGUUUCAAUAGUUACGAGCAACUAUUUCCAGUAGAAACAUGAAUUGUCUGGAAUUUUGGGAAUCAUUAUGUUAUCGUACUUGUUUGUAUACUCUAUUUUGUUAAUAACUCUUAAUUAAACAAUGGUUGGCGAUUAAAAUCCUUUCAAGAUUAUUCAGAGUCAUGGUUUUUACAAUAUUUAAAUAAAUCAAAAUUAAUGUUAUCAA